This is a messenger RNA of Capronia coronata CBS 617.96, 1473 nucleotides long. RefSeq names its product flotillin. NCBI's taxonomy places the organism in Eukaryota, Fungi, Ascomycota, Eurotiomycetes, Chaetothyriales, Herpotrichiellaceae. Gene Ontology annotation, cellular component: plasma membrane. Gene Ontology annotation, biological process: protein localization to plasma membrane. The coding region runs from base 1 to 1473 and encodes 490 amino acids. The record is from RefSeq and is a predicted model, not a curated record. The transcript has 2 exons.
AUGUGGUACCACAUCUCCAAUGCCAACGAGUACCUCGUCGUGACCGGCGCCGGGGUCGACGAUGUCCGGAUCGUCAAGAAGGCGCUUGUCUAUCCAUGGCAACGCGUCGCUCGCAUCUCGGUCUCCCCGUUCGACUUUUCGCUCAACUUGCAAGCCAUGACGAUCGAGAAACUCCAAUUCGCUUUGCCGGCCGUCUUCACCAUCGGUCCGGACAACGAGCCGGACGCACUGAAGAAAUACGCGCUCCUGCUGAGCGGGAACCCUGACGGGUCCUCUCCCUCGCCCAAGAGAAAUGGCUUGACCAUCGUGCCGACGCAGAGAAGCCACGUCCAGGACAUUGUCAAGGGAAUCAUUGAGGGUGAGACGCGAGUCAUUGUCUCGAGUAUGACCAUGGAGGAAAUCUUCAAAGAGCGUCAGAUGUUCAAGGAGAAGGUCAUUGGCAACGUGCAGAAGGAGCUGGACCAAUUCGGCCUGCGGAUCUACAAUGCCAACGUCAAGGAACUCCAAGACACACCGGGGUCCGAGUACUUUGCAUUCCUGUCACGCAAGGCGCACGAAGGCGCGUCGAACCAGGCGCGGAUCGACGUGGCCGAGGCCCGCAUGCGAGGCGAGAUCGGCGAGGCGUCGAAGAAAGGGCACACGAAGCAAGAAAUCUCCAAGAUCGAGGCGGAGACGGCGGUGCUGGAGACGAAGCGCAAAGCCGACAAGGCGCAGGCCGACGCCGAGUUGACGAACCGCCAGACCGAGCUCGACAUGGGCAUCAAGAUGGCGCAGAUCCAAGCGCGACGGGCGGCCGAGGCGCGCGACGCUGAGCUGCAGCGCGAAGUCGAGACGAAGAAGGCGGCGACCGAGCUCGAGCGACUGCGUGCUCGAGACCUGGUGCGGGCCCAGAUCUCCAAGGAGACCGCGCUCCAGGAGGCCGACGCCGCCUUCUACCGCGAGUCCAAGGGUGCCGACGCCAAAGCGUACGCGGAGAAGCAGGAUGCCGAUGCCCAGCUGUUCAAGCAGCAGCGCCAGAUCCAGGCCAGUGUCGAGCGCCAGACCAAGGAGGCCGACGCCACCUUCCACGCCAAAAUGCGCGAGGCUGAGGCCACCCAGGCCCAGGCCCAGGCGUACAAGGCGCUCGCCGAGGCCUUUGGCGGGCCCCAGGGCUUGCUGACGUUCAUGAUGCUCAAGGAGAACACGUACGAGAAGCUCGCCCUCGCCAACGCAAAGGCCGUCCAGGGCUUGCAGCCCAAGAUCACCGUCUGGAAUACUGACGGCAACGGCAACGGCGGUGCUGCGGACGGCGCCAUCGCCCCGAUCAAGAACAUCAUGCAGUCCCUCCCGCCUCUCCUCACCACCAUUCAGGAACAGACCGGUAUCGCUCCGCCCAGCUGGCUGCUGCACAUGCCCAAAGACGACAGCCAUACGGUCAAUGGCAAUCUCGCCGUCGAGGAGAAGAAGAGGAUGCUUGCCGCUGUGGCGAAGUAA